Messenger RNA from Pleurotus ostreatus (oyster mushroom), 1581 nucleotides. It is a transcript of the gene CYP8, whose product is annotated as Peptidyl-prolyl cis-trans isomerase cyp8. Lineage: Eukaryota; Fungi; Basidiomycota; Agaricomycetes; Agaricales; Pleurotaceae. The transcript is spliced from 10 exons. Gene Ontology annotation, biological process: protein folding; protein polyubiquitination; protein peptidyl-prolyl isomerization. Bases 1 to 1581 code for a protein of 526 amino acids. Gene Ontology annotation, molecular function: ubiquitin-ubiquitin ligase activity; peptidyl-prolyl cis-trans isomerase activity. The record is from RefSeq and is a predicted model, not a curated record. Gene Ontology annotation, cellular component: catalytic step 2 spliceosome.
AUGGGACACGGAAAUUCUGACAAACUCUAUAUCACCCACGCAGAACACGCAGGCUACUUUGGAAACCACUCUGCGUCGGCGGGAUACAGGGCCAAGGCAGACCCAGGUCAUCCAGGCGCGAGGACUCCGUUCGACUGCUGCGCUCUUUCAUUUCAACAAUGGACCCACCCCGUAUGCGCUCGUAACCCGGAUGGCACUGGAAACGUCUUCGACUUGGUAAAUAUCAUACCAUGGCUCAAGCAGCACAACAACACCAACCCGAUAACGAAGGAACCUCUGACUCCGGACGACCUUAUUCACCUCCAUUACUCCCGCAAAGAAGCUUCCGGAGAGAUUCAUGAUCCUAUUUCAUUCAAACCCUUCAGUGAACACUCGCACAUUGUCGCUAUCGCCACAACUGGGAACGUGUUUCUAGCAGAGAGUAUUAAAGGAAACAGGGACCUUGUUGCUGACGUGCCGUUCAAGAAACAAGACGUGAUAACUCUACAAAACCCACAUGGUCUUCCACCGUUGUCAGUGGAUAACUCAGCUGCCUCGUCUGCUAAGAAACAAUCUACUCAAGCGGCCCCCACCAAAACAGUUGUCACUCAGUCUGCAGCUGCCUCCACCACCAACAAGACACCCGUUCCAUGGAACAUAUCGCCGUACUCGAGCGGUCUCCCAGGAGCUUCACUGACGUCUACUUCGGUCGACCCUCAAAUAUCUAGUUCCAGCUCCAAACUGUUAUGGGAUGAGGAAGAACUUAUGUUCGAAGAUAUUGCUAAUCCCCCUAAGGGAAAGGGUAAAGAAAAGGAUGUUGGGAAGCGGCGUGCCUAUGUUCGCAUCGUGACCAGCCUUGGUAGUGGCAGCCUGAACCUCGAGUUAUUCUGCGAGAAAGCUCCCAAAACUUGCUACAAUUUCCUCAUGUUGGCACGUGCUGGGAAAUAUGAUAAUUGUCUGUUCCAUCGGCUUGUGCCCGGAUUUAUGAUUCAGACGGGAGAUCCAACCGGCACUGGGGCUGGAGGAGAGUCACAUUGGGGUACACCUUUCCGGGACGAGCACGAUCUCAAGAACGCAGCUAAACAUGACUCCCGGGGCGUUGUUGCAAUGGCUAACAAAGGUGCUGGAACGAACGGGUCUCAAUUCUACGUAACAUUCAAAGCCACACCCAAUCUCGAUAAGAAGCACACUGUCUUUGGGAAACUGGUUGGCGGUGAAGACGUCCUUGAUGCCCUGGAGAAGCUGCCCCUCAAAGACGGAACUGAACGCCCAGCGAAGGCUGUCAGGAUCACGGAGGUCGUCAUAUACCAGGAUCCUUUCGAGGACUACAAGAAAAGACUUGCGAAGAAGCUCGCAAAACGAGCAGAAUCAGAGCAGGCUGGCGAUAAGCGCACACAAAAGAGGGAGGGUGAUGAUAUAAAUUGGUUCGGAAUCAAAGUUGGCGCAGAUGGGAAAGCGGGGGGUCCAGGUGGUGUUAGUGGUGGCGUUGGGAAGUAUCUGAACACGGCUAAGAGACCGUUAGGCGGAGGGCUUGCGGAUAUUGGUGGGGAUGAUGCGAAGAAGAAGCGUAAGAUCGGCUUCGGGGACUUUGAAGGAUGGUGA